AAAAAUUUGCUUCUGCAGACAAAUCUUAUUAUUUGGUGCUUCUCCCCCACAUGUGCUUACCUUCCCACAUCCUCUCACCAUAACUCAGCUGCGGACUGUGUGAUCUUGGUUUCAAGUAGCGUGUCCGCCUACUUGCAGUACACACAUUAAGAAGAUGUUGUGCUGUUCCCGAUGGCUAUCACACUUUGGCCGGAGAUGCGUUGCCGCCCGCCACUUCCUACACUUAGAACGGACAUUGGCAAAAGCAGCCACUACAAAACCCUUCAUCUUCCAAGACAUAAUGGACUUCGAAGCAAAACCAGAGGUUCCAUGGAAGAAAAUUUCAGGUGAUUAUGUAGAAACAGUCAACGUCAACGGUAAGAAGGUACUGCAAAUUGAUUCACAAGCACUGACUCUUUUGGCAGAGAGGGCCAUCGUGGACAUUGAACACUUACUGAGGCCAGGUCAUCUACAGCAAUUAUCAAAUAUUCUCAGGGAUCCAGAAGCUUCAAAAAAUGACAAAUUUGUAGCCCUGGAGUUGCUAAAGAAUGCCAACAUUGCUGCCAACAUGAUACUGCCAGGCUGUCAGGAUACAGGAACGGCUAUCUGUAUGGGCAAGAAAGGACAAUAUGUGUGGACAACUGGGGAACCAGAUGAUGUAGCACUGUCUCAAGGAAUCUACAAUGCUUUCACACGGAACAAUCUACGAUAUUCGCAGGUGGCGCCAUUAGAUAUGUACAAAGAAGUCAACACUGGUACCAAUCUACCUGCUCAGAUUGAAAUCUAUUCCACCAACAGCAAUCAUUAUGACUUUCUCUUCUUAGCCAAAGGUGGUGGUUCUGCCAACAAGACAUUUCUUUUCCAACAAACCAAAGCCCUCCUUAAUCCUGAAAAACUUCUCCAAUUCUUUGACGAAAAGAUUAAGACCCUAGGCACUGCUGCCUGCCCUCCUUACCAUUUAGCUAUUGUCAUUGGUGGGACAUCUGCCGAGUAUAAUCUGAAGACAGUGAAGCUGGCAUCUUGUCGGUAUUUAGAUACACUACAUACAUCAGGUAAUGAAUUUGGCCGUGCAUUUCGUGAUGUUGAACUAGAGAAAGAACUGCACAAGUUAACGCAACAGAUGGGUAUUGGGGCACAGUUUGGCGGCAAGUACUUCUGUCAUGACGUGAGGGUUAUUCGGUUACCCCGUCAUGGAGCUUCCUGCCCCGUAGGCAUCGGUGUUUCUUGUUCUGCUGACAGACAAGUUAAUGCACGGAUCAAUGAAGAUGGAAUCUUUCUGGAACAACUGGAAACGAACCCACACAAAUACCUACCUGAGAUCACUGAUUUAGAUUUGGGUGGAGAUGUAGUACAGAUUGACAUGAACCAACCAAUGAAGGAUAUGCUUUCAAUCCUGGAUUCUUUCCCUAUUAAGACUCGACUGUCUCUCAGCGGAACGCUGAUUGUUGCCAGAGAUAUUGCUCAUGCCAAGUUAAAGGAGAGAAUUGACAGUGGAGAAGGCCUCCCCCAGUAUAUGAGAGACCAUCCUGUCUAUUAUGCAGGACCUGCCAAAACCCCUGAGGGUUACGCCAGUGGAUCUUUCGGCCCUACAACUGCUGGACGUAUGGAUUCCUAUGUCGAUUUGUUACAGUCACAUGGCGGAAGUAUGGUGAUGCUAGCUAAAGGAAACAGAAGCAGACAGGUAACCAGAUCCUGUAAACAACAUGGUGGCUUCUACCUUGGUUCCAUUGGAGGACCAGCUGCCAUCUUGGCUGAGAACUGUAUCAAGAAGGUUGAAGUUUUAGAAUACCCAGAAUUAGGCAUGGAAGCUAUCUGGAAAGUUGAAGUAGAAAAUUUUCCCGCUUUCAUCGUCGUUGACAACAAAGGGAAUGACUUCUUCCAGAAAUGGCAAGUGGCAUAAAACACCAGCACCAUUCCACACAGUUCCACAGUAAACCGGUUUCCACCACCGAAAUCUAUUUAGGACAGUAGCAGGUUUCUUUUAUAAGGAACCAAAGCUGGUACCAAGUGGCAAAAUAUCUGACAUGUGGAUUUCCAUUUCAUCUUCAGAUUCUACUGGGGAAAAACAAUGAGGAAUAAUUAUAAACUGUUAAUUAUCAUUUAAUUUAUAUUUAUGAAGAAUGUUGGUAGAAUUGUUUGGAGCAGAAGACAAAAUGCCUUGUGGUAUUAAAUUAGGAUUUCUUUAACUUUUGAGUUUGAAACCUGUUGAGGUUGACUUUAGCAGUGUUGAUGAAAUAAAGAACUAGUAAUCUACUGA
Messenger RNA from Octopus sinensis (East Asian common octopus), 2236 nucleotides. Its product is annotated as fumarate hydratase class I, aerobic. The transcript has 13 exons. Gene Ontology annotation, molecular function: fumarate hydratase activity. Bases 155 to 1879 code for a protein of 574 amino acids. Lineage: Eukaryota; Metazoa; Mollusca; Cephalopoda; Octopoda; Octopodidae. The record is from RefSeq and is a predicted model, not a curated record. Gene Ontology annotation, biological process: generation of precursor metabolites and energy.